Haliotis rubra (blacklip abalone) is the source of this 6810-nucleotide messenger RNA. Its product is annotated as putative ferric-chelate reductase 1. The transcript has 16 exons. Bases 1 to 1935 code for a protein of 644 amino acids. NCBI's taxonomy places the organism in Eukaryota, Metazoa, Mollusca, Gastropoda, Lepetellida, Haliotidae. Gene Ontology annotation, molecular function: oxidoreductase activity, acting on metal ions. The record is from RefSeq and is a predicted model, not a curated record.
AUGGCUGCAGAUCAUCAGCAGGAGGGGGAGGGGGUCUCACCAGUAAUUAUAGGGUAUGACUCAGUGGAGAGAUUACGGCAGGAGGUAGAUUGUCGUGAUGUUGCGUGCGGCAGUGCUGGUGGCGGCGUGCGCGUGGCGCUGGCCUACAAUCCUAUCCUGGACACCACAACUUGCUGUAACUGUCAGACACUCCUUCCAAACAACGUCCCAGACAAUGUUGUCCCACAGAGGUUGCCCUCUCCUUUCAAGAUUAUCCUGUCAAGGACCUAUUACGCUCCCCUGGAAGAAAUCAAAGUUAAUCUAACAACUGAAGGGGAUACAUAUUUCCGCUCCUUCAUGAUCGUGGCAUGGGCCACAGAUUACCGGUCAGCGAACCAGCCCAGGAAAGCAGUGGGCAAAUGGGCAGCAGUAGAUGGAACCCCUGUGGGUAAAGACUGCCUCAAUAACCAGGACGAUGGUGAAGCUCUGAGAAGCACCAGCCUUGAUGCCAAGAGGAAUGUAAAACUGGCAUGGACUUCCCCGGAGAGAUACGGCCAUCUUGAAUUCAGGGCAACGUUUGUUGUUGACGAUGAUACAUACUGGGCCACAGAAAAGUCCCAGAUGAUCAUCGACCCAAAAGCUGAGCCACCUACAACUAAACCUCCUCUGCCUCAAAUCAUCGAUCCCAUCAACUCUGCUCACUGUGGAAAGCAGAAGGGUUGCUACCGCUUCCCCCAUGGCUGCUGGGAGUUGUACUGUGAAUACAUUGCCACGUGGGAGGAUCACGGCACCCACAUCACCUUCGAGGUCGGCGCUCACACUGAUGGCCUGGAUGACAGAUGGGUCUCCUUGGCUCUCUCUAACGACAAAUACAUGGGUGACGACAUGGUGAUGGACUGUAUACACAACUCAGAGACUCACCAGACCAAGGUGUCCCUGUCCUACAAUGAACCUGGCAAGAAGCAGAACAGGAAGCUGCCACAGUAUCUGACCGACAAGGCAGUGGUGUUCCAGGAGGGCUCCCACUUCAAUGGACGUAUACGCUGUCGCUUCCAGAUUAAGAAAUACACUAAGGACAAUUCUCGUCGAAUUGUUGCCCUCACAGGCAACAAAUGGCAUAUCAUUCUGGCUAAAGGAAAUGCUGUACAAGGAAAUAAGAUUCGCCAUGGCUUGUUGGAACAUCAGCUGCCAGUUGUCUCCCCUUACAAGGUGUCCCUGCAGACUAUGCCUGAUGUCCAUGACAGAGCCAGGUAUCCCCUGGUCAAGGCCCAUGGCUGCCUGAUGAUCUUUGCCUUCGUGUUCUGUUCCUCCAUUGCUCUGUUGCUGACCAAGUACUACAAGCCGAUGUGGCCCAACAAGAGGUUCUUUGAGCAGCGCUACUGGUUUGUGGUCCAUUUCAACCUGAUGGCCUUGGCCUUCCUUGUGGUGAUCAUUGCCAUCAUCCUCAUCUUUGUGGAAGCAGGCGGCUGGAGUCUGACACCAGACCUACCUCAGAGGGCCCAUCCUAUUCUAGGAAUAAUUAUAUUCAUCUGUAUUUUGAUAAAUCCAAUCAUUGCCCUGUUCCGCCCAUCGGAAGACAACCGUUGUCGACCUGUCUUCAACUGGUUCCACUGGGCGUUUGGAACCAUUGCCAACAUCCUUGCCAUUCCCAACAUCUUCAUUGGAAUGGACUUCGGCAAGGCCAUGAUCCCCUGGUGGGCUACCUGGAUCAUGGUGUUCUGGAUCAUCUUCCAUCUCAUCAUUGAGGUCACCCUUGAGGUCCACCAGUGCUGCACCCACAAGAAGAACAAGGAGAGAAGGAAGAAAUACGAGGCAAUAAGGAGAGACAACCCUAAAAACUACAUCCAGGAACCCGAACCAGCUGGUCGUCGGUUCAAGAGGUCGUUGUUGUGGCUCCACCUGACGGUGACAAGUAUCAUCACAAUCAUCAUGAUCAUCAUCAUUGCAGUCUGCUAGAUAGGACACUGCAGUUAAAAGGAAGACGGAACAAACUGAGAUGUGGCACUGUGAAUAAGUUCAUGUCAUACAGGACCUUUUAACUUUGAAAUUUAAAGAAAAUAAGUUCUAAUUGAAAUUGCAAUCGAAAUCUCCUAAAGUGUUGUUAGGGAAUCACUACCAAUGAUUUUCUUACUUAAGGAUUUUAUAUUGAGCUAACUGCUGCUCAUGUCACAAACAUUGUCUCUAUUAAAUAGAUAGGGAAUCAAAUAUGAUUGAACAUUUUUACAGUUUUUGCCACAUAUUGGGAAAGGAGAAGAGACAAGAGUUGUCUCCCUUACAACAGGAAACAGCGAUCUGAAACCUCCAAAUGCAAUGAACAAUGUCUUUUAUUAAUGUGAUGCUGUGUGUAAGAAGACUUAUGUUAUAUGAGCAACACAUGAUAAACCUGCUUCUCUCACCAGCAAUGUAAGUUGUAUACACUGCAGUGCCGCGUGGACAGAGCACUCUUCACUGAUCUCGUGCUUGGUCAGGCCUACCAAAGAAAUCCAGCAUAGAGCUGGAUACAGCAAUACAAAAUCCAAGCAAGACAGUCUCCAUAAUGUGUGCAAAAUCACUAAAAGCCACCACAUUUACAACGAAAUCAUAACAAACUGUGCACUCAAUCUAUUGCCUUAUGAUUUAUUGUGUUUGGUUCCACAGAAAACAUGUUUUUAUGUUUUAAGCAUAAUGAUGCACACUUUCUAGGAAUGGCGUCUUGUAUGGGUUAAGUGUGGGCAUUUUCCAUAGUUAGGUUGCUCUUUGCUCGUUUUCAUUGGUAGGCUUGUUGUCACUGUGAUGAGGAGGACAGACUUCAAGAUAAUCUCCUCCACAAGAACUUGUAUCAAGCUUUGUGCUUUCGACACUAUGAGACUGCAUGCACAGGCUUGAUGUAUGUUAUUGCUGUUCUGUUUAUAGAGAGAUUAUUAGCUUUGAUUUGGUUGUGUAACUUCAUUUUCACUCAUUUUUGAAGAUUCUGAUCUUGUAAAUCCGUGGAAUUUAUUUGUAGCAGAAUAUUGUUGUUGCAUAAUGAAUCAUUACGAUCAUGUUUUAAGAAGUCUAUAGGUUUCGUUGUUCCAGGAGAAAACUUGUUGAGUAAUAUUUGAAGAUUCUCUGCUUGGAACUUGUUUGAGUUCAGUGGAAUAUGUUUUACAUGGUGUUCUUAAACUAUUAUAAUUUUGAACAUUUUAGUUUGUUCUAUAUGCAUUUACUUUUAUGUUUUCUGUUUCUGUAAGGCUAGGUGUAUGCAUUGUGUUAGAGACGUGUUGAAAUAGUUCAGGAUGCAUGAAUCUCGUGGCAUCUGUAGUAUCAAUUGUUACAUUUCUUAGAAGGAACAUCCAACUUUGUGAUCUUCAGAGUGCCAGUAACCUAGUUGUACUGCUAACAUCCAAUAUUGUCUCAUGUAAUGGUGCUAUGUAUGGCAAAUUAACUUCAGCUGGAUUCUAGUUAUCAGCAUAUUGAUAUUAUUUUUAUUAUGGCAGGUUCCACUGUAAUUUUACUGAUAGGAUCACUGAUGGAGUGAAUGAGGCACAUUGAGACUUAUUGUAUUAUAAAACCUAAGACAAGUGUUUUUAUUGUGUUAAUGGGGCUGUGUAUUAGCCUAGUGGUUAGUGCACUUCGCUUGUCAUCCUAUGUCUGAGUUUGAAUCCAUGAUUCUACAGAAGAUCACUCUGGAUUCAUGGAUCCAUCAGACAAUGGCAAAUCAGCAGUGUUUGGAAAAUUGUUGUAAAAAUUACUUUUAUAGACUGUAAACAUGAUAAAGGUUUACCAUCAAUAAACACUUAUAAAUGUAAAAUGUUUUUUCUGUUUGUGAUUUUGAUGACUUAGCAAUGACUUAGUGUGCCUCAUUACAGAAGGGCUAUUUGUUCAGCUCAAGGUAUGUUAUGAACAUUUAUCAAAGGGAGAGAAUUAGUGAAGGGUAUGAAUUUCUUCACAUUCCAGUGCAAGAAUAUGAUCGGUUGAUACAAACAAAUUCCUGUGUACAAGAUUCAGAUGUUCCUGUUUAGACAGUUCCUAGACCCAAGGACCAUAGCAUAGCCACAAGAUACAAUUACUAAGGAAAUAAUAAUCCAGUCUUAAUGAUCUAAGGAAUAUGUUGUGAUGUGUCAUAUCACCUAGUUUCCUCAUGUAAAUUUAGAUAUGUUUAUUUAUCGACCUAAUUUAGUGUCUGUUGAGGUCUGUACAGGAGUGAACAGGAAUAUUGGAGACGUGGAAAUCUGACACCUCUGUAUUCUCAGGAAUUAUCAGCUUCAGCAAUGGAAUUGAAUAGGUGAAAAUCAUGUUGGCGAUUAUAACCUAUAAUAAAUCCACGGCAAGUUCCAGCUGCUCGACAUCUAUUCAUUUCUCUGUGGCAUGAUGUUAAUGAUCUGUUCAACUGUGGACAUAGAAUAUGUCAUAUUUGUUCCAACAGUUGGCAUGUUCAGAUGCCAUGCUCGUGUCUUUUAGCAUAAUCAAGGGCUCUGUCAUUCUGAAUUGUACGUUUUAGACCUAAUAGCAUUAGGUACUUUUUACAUUUCAAAUUUUGAAAUGAAUGUUUAAUAUCACACAACUUGUUGUGUAAAACGGUUUGGAGAGAGAUAUAAGUGUUCAGUAUUUAGAAUUUUUCUCAGAUUGGGUGAAAUACCAAAGUAUGGUAUUAAAGAUCUAAGGUGUGUCCAUGGUACCAACGUAGAUGUUGAGUAAAGGAUGGUCACAAAGACACUGCCAAAGUGAUGUGGUCAAGACAAAAUGUGUGAUGCUCGAACACUGAGAAUUGAUAGUCACAUGCUUAAAAUACGGAAAUGAUUGUCAUAUAUUCUGGCCAUUAUUUAAUUGUCGAUGGAGAUUGCCAGGCCUUCCUGUAUGGAAUCUGGGUCCGACAAUGUAGCUAACAUUACCUGCUCGGUCAAUGGGUUAAUCAUGUAAUAUAGAUAGUUGAUUAUGUCGUAAUUAUCUCCCUUGUAUCAUGUUCAUGCCUUUGUACAUUGUAUAUAUUGAUGUAAGGCUGGAAUGUAACUUUUCACAAAUAUCAAAUUGAAUGUGAAUAUAUAUUGGUUUUACAAGUAUGUGGCUAUUUUUUAAAACUUUUCAUUGUUAAUUUUUAAAUCUGAACCAUUGAAGCUGUCUAUAAGCUGUGAGGGUUAAUUGUAAAAUUGGUGAAAUGUAUGUGUUAAACAUAUAUUCCAUAAUUUACUGGUUAAUAUACAAGGAUAUAUCAAUUUGAAAACUUAAUAGCAUUUUGGAAUGAAUCAUAUAUAUCACAUGGUAAUGGGUGAUAUUUGUAACUAUGCUUAUAACUGCCGCCAUUCUUCACAGCAAGUAGGCAAAAAAGGAUUCAGUUUCCAUAGAAAAUAUUUUCAAUGUAGAGGGAAUCCUUGUUCAGUCAAUUAAUAUUUUUCAAAUUGCCUUUAAUACUUGCCUGUGACUUAGGUAGAAAAUCUAGUACAUAAUUCUUUAAUCUUUUUGUUGGCAAUUAUCAGUGUCUGUGUACAAUACUGUUGUAUAUUAUUGUUAUGGUGAGUGUUAUUUAUUUAAUUCCCCACACAGCUGAUAGCCAGUACAGAUGCCAGUGUGUUAAGGCUCCUCUAUUAAAUCUGGUGUAAAACAACAAAAAAGAAUGCAAUACAAUAUGCGUUAUAUCAGAAUGAACAUAUCUAUGUACUGCUGAUAAUGUCUGACAUUCAGGGAACAGGUUUUAGACAUUAUUAUGCUUGUAAUAAUGAUAAUUAUUCCAAAAAACAUAUAGUUUUCCUGUGGUGGUCAUCUUUGUCCCAAAUAACAGGCAAAAACAACAUGCAUUAACAUGAUUUCAAUAUUGGUCGUGGGUGCUAUUCCAAUACAACACAGCCCAGUAUCAUGGGAAGUAAUGUAUUUUCUUGAGUAUAGUGCACACAUUUUAAACAAAAAUUGAAAUAUUAUCCCAAUGCAUGGACAUUAUCAUGAGUAUGCAACAGUUUAUCCAAUACUACAUGGUAUGUGCUGUUUCAGUACAACUUUGAACUGAAUUCCAGAAGGUUUGGCCACAAUAUCAUAGGUCUUUCUGAUAAGCUGGGGGUACUUUUCAUUCUGAUAUAGCAUAUGUUUAUUCAGUUUUAUUGUUUCAUCAUGAUUUUACCAGGAAGGGAUGAUCAUGUCAUCGUGCAUGUCAUGUUUUGUAGCAUGCCCUACCCAAUCAGUACAUAAAGUCUCUUGAGUAAGGUAGCAUAUUUUCAGUUUUUCUGUUGUGAUCUUGACUCAUUUUAGAUGUAGUUAAAUUGUUUUGUUACUCAAUUUAAGCAUGAAGAAUAAGAAUUCCUGUUUAAUUUAUUAAACUUCUUUAUAGGUUUACCAACAGCAGUGUCUAAUUGUAUAAGGGGAGUGAACUAUUGCUGAACACUAUAAAAUAAUCAUGUUUAACUAUUGACAUGCUGUGAGGUAAUUAUGAUUUGUUGUGUUUAUGCUUAUGUUGUCUUUUAUGUCUCUUUCACAAUGGUGCUCUUAAUACAUUUACGUCCGAUACAAACAUGCUAUAACAAGGAGGAUAUCCAAUGAAAUGUUCACUCUGAGAUACAUUAGGUGCCUUGGACUGUCAGUUUUCCAUCCAUCUAUCCAUCUCUUGCAUAAAGUUGCUUCUUAUAACAGGUGAAAAUAUAACUGUCUAUAACAUAAGUGGAAGUUAGAUUUGUACAUUAUGGUAUUGCUGUCCAGAUGGCAAUCCUGCAUUAUGUGAGACUUAUUAUUGAAUAUUUAUCCAUACAAUACUGAGACUACAUGUUUAGAUAAUCCUACUUUGUACUGCAUUGUACACUGUGUCAUUGUGGACACCACGUUACUUGGCCUUGGCUUGUAGAAUAUCCUUACUACUUUAUUAUUUGAGUGAAUAAAUAUACUUUUAUUGUA